AGUGGUGGAGCCCUGCUGAGAAUCAAGUGUAUCGAUAGCGGGAAGCUACGUAAACGACUGCCUCUGCAUGAGUCACAUUGUCUUUUCUGGCUUGCAUUAAAGCCCUCAACAGAAUACGGAGUGAGCAGAAGUCGGCAAAGCUUUAGGAGACACGAUACAAUGGUGAAGCUCGCGACAAUCCAGCAACACAAUGCACAUUUUACCGAAGAACAUCAUGAAGGGGUUGUUUCUGUCUUUGCUGGUGCCACGAGGGGCAUCGGAACCAGCACUCUCGAAAGGAUGGCGACCAUGCUGCACAAAUCAACAUUCUACAUCUUGGGCCGGUCAGCAAAGCGGUUCGGAAGCCAGCUCGAGAAGCUGAAGGACUCGAACCCAAGCUGCAACUUUGUCUUCAUAGAAGCGGACGUUUCGUUGCUCUCCGAUGUAGACGCUGCUUGCAAACAAAUCACCACUUCGGAGAAGAAGGUGGACUAUUUGUAUAUGAGUGCAGGCCUGGUGCCAUUGAACGGACCAGAGUACACGAAAGAAGGUCUUGAGACAUGCUUCGCCCUGUCUUAUUAUGCUAGAAUGAGGAUGGUUUCAAACUUGUUGCCACUCCUCCGUCAGUCACCUAAUCCGCGGGUUCUCAGUGUGCUCAACGGCGGCCGAGAGAAAAAGAUGUACGACGAUGACCUUGGCCUUGAAAAACACUGGGCCGCCUUCACGGUGAUCAAUCAUACUACGACAAUGACCAGCCUGGCCUUUGAGUACUUGGCUCGAAAUGAUCAGAAGAUUGCCUUCUUGCAUGCAUAUCCUGGUUUGGUGCAAACCGACAUCAUCGCGCGCAUGACUGCUCCAGAGUCUUCCGGUAUCAUCUGGAGGGUAACGUUGGCCUCAUUCCGUGGCCUUAUGGCUUUCUUGAUGAUGGUUGUCGGUUUAACGGCGGAGGAGAGUGGCGAGAGACAUGCUUUCCACUUAACCAGCGACACAUACGGGCCAGGCGCCCAUCGUAUCGCUGAGACGAGCGACGAGGUCACCGCUGCUGGUAUCCUCGAACAAUAUAGGGAGCGAGAUUGGCCGGAGAAGGUCUGGGAGCAUACUGUCCGUAUUUUUGACCAGGUUUUGGCCACCAAAUAGUCGUAUCAAGCUGGAUAAAAGCCUCGAAGCUAGGUUCAAUGGUUCAAUCAGGUGGAAGAUUCAGCCAUUUGCCCCAAGCUGGAUGAUUGCUCCAUGUCCGAGUCCUGUUUAUGUUAAUGACUAUCGUUGAAGAAACAAAGGGUGAAGAAGGUGAAAAGGGCCGGACUGUAAAGAAAGGCGGUGGUGGCGAUGGCCAUAGGAAGAGCAGGGAUAGGGGUUGAGUUAUUACUCAGGUAGGUAACUCAUA
Molecule: messenger RNA, 1363 nt
Organism: Exophiala xenobiotica
Lineage: Eukaryota; Fungi; Ascomycota; Eurotiomycetes; Chaetothyriales; Herpotrichiellaceae
Exons: 2
Coding region: 160-1116 (318 amino acids)
Biological process (GO): secondary metabolic process
Source: RefSeq, a predicted model, not a curated record